CCGUCACAGUCAGGUGGGUGACCUUACUUGAGGUGGGAAGGGAGGAUCUUUGAAGAAGACAACUUGUUUUCAGAGAAUAAUGAAUUUCAUAAGUGAAUUGUUUAAAUUGACUGAAUAUUGAAUAAUGGAUGAAACUCCACAUAAUAUUUUGGGUUAUACUACAAAGGAAGCAUUAAUAAAGUUACGCAACGACAUCAUUUCUGUCAUAGAAGAACAUAAACAAAAAAGUCCCUCUGGAUUCUGUCUCGUUCGGAAUAUUAUAUCAUUUUCUUCGGAAAAGGUGCUUCUUUCUGGAGUAGCAUAUACAAUAACACUCAUUUAUUCAGUAUCUUUGGUGCUUACAUAUCUUUUGGGCCACACUCAUGCCUAUCUGCUAUGGGAAGCAGUGUUCCUAUUGGUGAUCCUGGUUUUAAAUUUUAUAGUAGCAUACAAUGAAGAAUAUUUACGCAGGAAUGAAAUCCCACACAGAGUCAAAAAAGUUUUAGAAACCUUGGAAAAUACAAUAAAACGAUCAAAAUGGAGUGAAGAACACUAUCCACACCUAUGUGCACCAUUCUCCCCUUGUGUGAUUCUUCAAUGGACCUACAGGGAUGCUACAAUAGUGAACCUUCCAUGGGCCCUCUUGGUGGAAGGAGAUGUGAUAGUAUUGAGACCCGGGCAAGAGGUCCCUGGUCACUGUCGUGGGCUCCAACCAGACGAACCAGAACUGUUUUUUGGACAAAUUUUCCAGCCUAGCCCUCCGGAAAAGGAGCACUUCGACGCGCCUCGCAUUCGUACGCCGCACCAGAACAAAGCGUAUAGGAUGUGUGAGACACCUUAUCUGAAGAAUUUGAAGUUAGCUCUAGAGGAAGCGACCAAUAGGCCCGUCACUGUCUUUGAAAAACAACGUUAUUUGUGCACAGUAAAGAUAAUGGAGGGCAUCGUCCUGCCGCUCGUGAUCGCGCUGGUCGUGGUGGCCAGCUUCGUGCGCCACGUGUACCAGCUGCCGGGCGGCACCCACUGGCCGGAGAUCUACCUGCUGCAGACCAUAGCGGCUUCGUUGCCGCUGCUUCAGAUCAUCUUCCCCAUCGCGUGGGUCUCCCUAACUUGUUACGGCUUGGCCAGGUUCAAAAUUCUAUCGGAAACGCGGCAAAAGUACAUCCGUCCGAAGUCCUGCUCCAUAUCUGAGGACGCCAGCGAUCCGCUGAUACAGGCUCUCAGCGAGUCCAACCUCAAACCGGAGAGCCUCAAGUCUUUGGGGAAGACGUUCAUCAAUAUAUUGACGGGGAAAGAAGAUAUGAUCGCGAGAACGGCGAAUAUCGUACAUGUGCUUGGCUCUUUGUCGGCGUUAUGCUGCGUGGACAAAAAAGGCAUACUGUCAUGGCCGAACCCCACCGCGGAGAAGGUGUUCUUUCUGAGAAACUCGAGUCCAUCGUCCAACAGUUCCAGCAAGACCAGUCUCGUGGGCUCCAUGGGCCAUCAGAGCAACGCUGCUGAGGAGACAGCAGACACCAAGCCAGUUGCUGAAACAUCCACUAUAGUGGAAGUCCUAGACCUGACCCACGACCAGAAUGCGCCGUUCUGCGUGGAAUGGGACGACGCUCGUUGGAGACAGCAUCUGUCGCUGCUGAAGCCGCUGGGGCUGGCGGCGCUGCUCAACACGUGCGCACACGUGCCCAGACACACUUACGCACAGUUCUGUGCACACCUCACCUGCGAGGCACAGUACAGUGAGGACCUGGUCCCUGUUACCAACCGCCGGUGUCUGUGUGAGUUGGCGAAGCAGAUCGGCUUCGCAGACGCCGUGGCCGACGCUUACACCGUGCACGAGUGCCUGCCCAUCUUCAGGCAUCUGCAAGCGGACACAAUCCGCCGAGAGACCAAGUUCGUCCGCUCCCUACAACUGAGCACCCGCGUGAAGGUGCCGCUGCCCCACAUGCUGUGCGUGCUGGUCCGGGACCGCGCCGGGCAGCUGCAGAUGUUGUCGCAGGGCACAGCAGACAUAGUCCUGGAUUCUUGCGUGGAUUACUGGAACGGGCGGGAUUUGACGCAGAUCUCUCCAGCAGACCGCAAGAAGAUCAUCGACUUCUACCAGAGGAACUCCCUCACCGCCUACUGCACCGCCUUCGCUUAUAAGCCGCUGAGCCGCGGCGUGGCGCCGGCGCUGGCGCACACGUACCUGGAGCUGCCGGCGCGCGCGCGCCCGCCCGCCGCGCGCGCGCCGCACUGGCCCGACAUGACGCCGCUGCACUUCCACUCCACCGACUCUUUGCUGUUGAACGAGGUGACUGACGAGGACGUAAACGACGCCGAAGGAUAUUUCGACAUGCAGUGCAAUCAGGUGUUUAUAGGCAUGGUUACAAUGCAGUAUCAGGCUCAAAGCGACAUGGUCGAGCUUAUUGAGCGGCUCGAGCGAGCGUGUAUACGCUUCGUCCACUUCAGCAAAGAGAACGAACUUAGAUCCAGGGUUUUUAGUGAGAAGAUGGGCCUGGAGUCAGGCUGGAACUGCCAUAUAUCGCUUAUGUCCGACGAGACUGAGCCCAGCAAGAGUGGGUCGCCGCUGUCUCCGCGCACGUGGCCCGCCCGCCAGCGCGCCAACACCGCCACUCACGCGCAACAACACAACUAUAGUACCAACAUGGCGUCGUCGCGAGCGUUGUCUAUGUCAGCGCCGGGAGCCAUCAAUUUGGAGCACACGACGGUUAAAUUCGACAACGAAAUCAAGAAGGCUAGACAUUCGAUCACCACGCAUAACGGACUCAAGAUGCCACGAGGCAGCAUCCCGGUGUCGGACCAGUCCGCCGACUCCCUCCUGGAAGGCGGGGAUGAAGACUCCCCCGUGGACGCCUGUCGCUCCCUGUCCUGCCUCACCGACUCCACUGACCACUCGGCGCCAGUCAACUUUGACAUGAGCAACCGAGCAAAAUUACCGCGCGGCAUCGAGAACAUACGGCCGCACAUAGAACAAGUGGACAACGUGCCGCUGCUGGUGUCUCUGUUCACGGACUGCACUGCCAGCUCUGUGCAGCAGAUGGUGCAGAUCAUGCAGGAUUACGGCGAGGUGGUUUGUGUCAUGGGGUCCGCGGCAAACUGUCUCAACAUGGAGAUAUUUAUGCAGGCAGAUGCCAGCAUAGCAGUGGAGCCGCUUUAUCCAGUAUUAUGUCAAAAAAUGCCGCCAUACCAGCUGCCGGAGAAAUGCAUCGGCCCCAUAGACCUGGCGCGGUCGUUGAACUCUGUACCUUGCUCAUUGUCGAUGACUCGCGACGCCGACGUAUCAUUGUUCGCGUUGAUCACGAUGUCCCGCCACUACAUGACGUGUCUAUGGAACAGCACGCAGUUUUGGAUGUGCGCCGUCUGUUACAUAGCGUUGUUGCAGGUGACGUCACUGUGCAGCCUGCUGCCCCUGGCCCUGGGCGUGGUGGGCGCCACGCUGAGCAGCGCGCUGAGCGUGCCGCUGCUGGCGGCCGCGCUGGCCUUCGCGCCGCCGCACGCCGCCGUCAUGCAGCGCGCCGCCACCAGGCCGCACAUGGCCGUCACCCUUACCAUGGCGUCCUUCAUAUUCUGGUGCUACGCGUGCAAGUUCCUACCCUCCGCUAUAUUCAUCUUAACCAUUUACGGUCUAACUCUUCGCUCGUUCUGCGAGCAAAUAGCAACAGCAACUAACUCCACCGGCUGUUGGCUGGUAUACCCGAUCAACUUGGGAGAAGUCGAGGAAGAGUUUGACCUGUCAAAGAAGAGUUUCCACGGGUGGCGCGACGAUUUCUACCACGGCUUCUAUUUGGUGCAGAAUAUCGUUCUUGUACUGGUAACGGUGCAUUUAAUUGUGAUAUCAUUAUCUUUUGUACAUCGACAAUCUUCCAUAUGGCAGAAAAAAUUUUGGACGAACAAAGUGUGGUGUGGGAGUGUAGUAGUUUUAUUAAUAUUACAGGCAGCAUUUACAGCUAAGGCGCUGAGCGUACAAUACGGUGCCUGCGAAAAGUGGGGCAUUUGCGACAUGACGUUCACCGUGAGCGCGCCGCUGUGGGCCGCGUGCGGGGCCUCGCCGCUCCUCGUGUUCGUCAUCAACGAGCUGCUCAAGUGGCAGGAGAUCAAGGUCGACGCCCGCAACCAACGGCGCGCUAGACUGGACUUCGGAACUAAGUUGGGAAUGAACUCUCCAUUCUAGGGCUCCACACCACUACUAGUCAAUUUUAGCUUUAUAUCGACAGUGACGGCUGACUUUGCCAACUUAAGUUAAGGAAAAAUGUGACAUUGUACUUAAAAUGUACUCAACUAUAUUUUGUACUUAUUUUAUUUAGGAAUCCAACUUUACAGACAAUGACGACGUGAGAAAUAAAUCGAUUUAUACUUUCA
Molecule: messenger RNA, 4332 nt
Organism: Amyelois transitella
Lineage: Eukaryota; Metazoa; Arthropoda; Insecta; Lepidoptera; Pyralidae
Product: transmembrane protein 94
Exons: 27
Coding region: 125-4144 (1339 amino acids)
Source: RefSeq, a predicted model, not a curated record